Molecule: messenger RNA, 1482 nt
Organism: Andrographis paniculata
Lineage: Eukaryota; Viridiplantae; Streptophyta; Magnoliopsida; Lamiales; Acanthaceae
Exons: 3
Coding region: 139-1275 (378 amino acids)
Cellular component (GO): chloroplast
Source: RefSeq, a predicted model, not a curated record
UAAUUCUGGUGUGUUUCAGGUUUUCGGGAAUCAAAGACAGGUAAUGAUCCACGAUUUGAUCGAUCUUCCCACCUGCUUCCACUGUAACCCUAAAUCAGUCAAACCUCGCAGCCCUAAUUGAAGCUCUACUCUCCGUCAAUGGCGUCCGCUGCGUUUCUUCAUCUCCCACCGUCCACUUUCUCAGCUCCCUUCAAAUCAGGCCGUUCAUUUCACCCUCAACCUUUUUGCUUAACGAAGAAACGAAUUUCUACAAUUUCUGCCUCGGUUGGGUAUUCUUCCCCGGCCAAAUCGGCGCCCCUUACCCGUACCGAUUCCGGCAGCUGGAAAUGGAAAUUUGAUGGAAAUUCAGUGAAUAUCCAUUUUGAGAGGGUGGAGAAGGGCGGCGAGGUUGUGGGUCCGCGCAAGGACAUCCUGAUGGUUCCGACGAUCUCCGACGUCAGCACCGUCGAGGAGUGGCGCGUCGUGGCGGAGGAGAUCGUCGGGAAGGACGGCGGAGGGGUCAAUUGGAGCGCGACGAUUGUGGAUUGGCCCGGUCUAGGGUUCUCGGACCGGCCCAAGCUCGACUACAAUGCCGAUGUUAUGGAGAGGUUUCUGGUCGACUUUGUGUCCUCUCCCGAUAGCCCUGUCUCAGAAUUCGUUGCAGAUAACGAGUUUGUCGUCUUUGGAGGAGGGCACGCCGCAACCCUAGCGAUUCGAGCUGCAACAACCGGGUCUUUGAAACCAAAGGCCAUCGCCGCCGUCGCACCGACCUGGGCUGGUCCGCUCCCCAUCGUUUUCGGUCGAGAUUCCGGUAUGGAGACCAGGUACGGAAUUCUCCGGGGAACCCUGAGGGCGCCGGCAGUGGGGUGGAUGAUGUACAACGCCCUCGUCAGCAACGAGAAGGCAAUCGAAUCGCAAUACAGGUCCCACGUCUACGCCGAUCCCGCAAACGUGACGCGCAGCAUUGUCGAGAGCAGAUACAAUCUCACGAAACGGAAGGGCGCCCGUUACGCCCCAGCUGCUUUCCUGACGGGACUGCUUGAUCCCGUUAAUUCCCGGGAGGAGUUCGUCGAGCUGUUCGCUGGGAUUGACGGCAAAAUCCCGGUCCUUGUGAUGUCGACUUCGGGCGCGCCGAAAAGAUCGAAAGCAGAAAUGGAAGCCCUGAGGGACGCAAAAGGUGUGUCGAAAUUCGUCGACGCGCCGGGCGCUCUCCUGCCGCAGGAAGAGUACCCGAAGGUUGUCGCCGAUGAACUUCGCAAGUUUUUGUCGGAAUGUUUUGGGUCGGAAGGUUUUUAAGACAAAUUUUGGUACGGUAUACAGUAUGAACAGCUAUUCCGAUCAUUUGCUUGAGUAUUAAUAUAGACCAUCACCACAUAAAUUGUAAGUUAUUUGUUCUAUUAUAGAUAUAUAUAUAUAUUGUGUUAAUAUAUGUUUGUACUGCGUUUUAUUGUAAUAUGUAGUGUAUAUUAUACUAUUUUUGUUCCACUCUAGGAGUUUUAUAUA